AUUGUUUCCUCAUGUCACACAAUCAUCACGACGGACACUGUAGCCACGAGAGUAACGACAACGACCAUGAACAUGAUCAUGGAACCAGUGACCUUGGCCCAAAUGAUAACCUCUUCUCGCACAUCGACCGCGCCAACGUCGUCGCACUCAACGCCACAAGGGAAGGCUCAGUCGCUGUUAAACCCUGGGAUCAGAGGAACAACGAAGAAGCUUUUUUGGAGUCGGAUGCCGACGAUCAGCUAAUUCUACGUAUCCCUUUUACCGGAUCCAUCAAGCUUCGGUCUUUAUUAUUGAAGACGGGCCCGGGCGACCAGACCCCAACAAAAGUCGCUCUGUUUUCCAAUCAGCCCAGCAUGGAUUUCAACGACGUUUCCGACAAGGUGCCUGUUCAAGAAUUUGAGAUCCCUCAGGACAGGAAUGUCGCGGAGUAUGUUGUCAAGUACGUUUGAUCCGUCUCUCCGGGAGUCAUAUUAACAUCCACCCUCCAGGACGGCAAAGUUCAACAACGUUUCCUCCCUGACGUUAUUUUUCCCUGCCUCGCAGGGUGCGGACACGACAAGGAUUUAUUAUGUCGGUCUCCUUGGUCAUUGGACUGAGCGCAAGAGCGAUCCAGUCAUU
Molecule: messenger RNA, 618 nt
Organism: Suillus discolor
Lineage: Eukaryota; Fungi; Basidiomycota; Agaricomycetes; Boletales; Suillaceae
Product: galactose-binding domain-like protein
Exons: 5
Coding region: 12-449 (145 amino acids)
Cellular component (GO): nucleus
Source: RefSeq, a predicted model, not a curated record